Molecule: messenger RNA, 708 nt
Organism: Aphanomyces invadans
Lineage: Eukaryota; Oomycota; Saprolegniomycetes; Saprolegniales; Verrucalvaceae
Exons: 2
Coding region: 1-708 (235 amino acids)
Source: RefSeq, a predicted model, not a curated record
AUGCACGGAUUCUCGAUCGCCGCGGCGGCAGCUUACGUCGUCGCGACUGCGUAUGCAUAUGACUUCAGCUCGCCGCUGUCACAACGCGUGAUCCUCUCCUCGUCGGCAAAGGCAUUUCAAGUUGCCUCUGUCGAUGGUAGAACUUCGUUGGGCGACAGCUGCAACUCCACGCUGGACUGCCCAUCUGGCACAUCCUGCGUCGCGGGCAGCGCACUGGAAGCUGUCCAGUCGUGCGUACAAGACCCUGUUUGCGGCGGAAACUUCCCUGGCAAUUGCCCCGGCCUCAUCAGCUCUGGCCAACUCGUGUGCGCGUGGAGUCCUGUCAACGCGUCUUCGUGCAGUGGCUCCGUCGACUCAUGCACUGCUUUCGGAGGGAUUCCCGGGAUCUACAAGUGCUAUGUUGGUGCGCAGUGCGAAUCGUCGGACGCGACCACGAAAGCCCCAUUGACGCCUGUAACACCUUCGGCCACGUCGGGCCAAAGCAAAGGUCCAUCGCCUGACCAGGACUCGAAAACGAACUGGUCCACGAUCAUCGCGGUUAUCGUGAUCAUCGUUGCUGUUGCCGCAAUAGCCGUGGUCGCGUAUUUGAUUGUCGCCAAGAAGAAACGCGAGCGUGAAGCAGCCGAACUGCGGGCUCUGAUCAACCGCGAUGACGAAAACGAAGGCGAGCGGGUGACCACCCCAAAAUCGGCGAUUCAAGUGCUCUAA